Messenger RNA from Hibiscus syriacus, 452 nucleotides. RefSeq names its product CBS domain-containing protein CBSX2, chloroplastic-like. The record is from RefSeq and is a predicted model, not a curated record. The transcript is spliced from 6 exons. Bases 33 to 452 code for a protein of 139 amino acids. Lineage: Eukaryota; Viridiplantae; Streptophyta; Magnoliopsida; Malvales; Malvaceae.
GCUGCUGUAUUUGUUGUUUUUUUUUAACGAACAUGGCUUCGAUUUCAUUAGCUAAUUUUCAAACCCUGAAACUAUUCCCUUCUCUCAACUCUUUUCUGCACUCCAAGCAACCCUGCAUUGUCUCCUUAUACCAUCAUCCCGAUAAGGUUGUACCUUCAUUGUCUCUCUCAAAACCCAAAGGAGAUUCUUUUCACCCAGCUGUUGGACUCAUCGCUAACUCAGUUCCCUCAAGAAAUGGGAAUUAUACAGUGGGUGAUUUCAUGACCAGGAAAAAGGAUUUACAUGUUGUCAAAGCUACAACAAGCGUGAAUGAAGUAUUGGAAGCACUUGUGGAGAGGAGAGUCACUGGUUUCCCAAUGAUAGAUGAUGAAUGGAAUUUGAGAUUUUUUUCAUGGAGAGAAGAUGGUCUUGGAGUAGAUUAUUGUUCUAGGAUUGGGAAUUCUGAGCUAUAG